UGGAGAGCAUCAAGGAAGGAAGGAGGAAGUUGGAAAGCAUCAAGUUAAUGCAAGUGCAGCAACUCCUGAUGAACCCGAUGAGAAGCAAGAGACAGCCGAAGAUGUACUUGCAAAGGUUCAGUGGCUAAAGGACAACUGUGCACCUACUACCAAAGUCAAAGAGUACAUGUCAUUGACAUCAAAGCACAGGGCAGAAUGGGUGAAAGAUAGGGAGAGAACUGUUGCAGAAAUCUUGGAGGAGUUCCCCAGGCUGCUUGGUAUUGGGAUGAUUGAGCAAGACUUCCAGCUGAUGUACCCAAAAGUUGCUGACAGACUGACUGACAAAUGGGGCGGCUUGUCGGACUCACUGAUAGAUUAUGCCACACAGAUGUUUCCUCUUUGGAAGGAUGUGUUAGGUCUUGAUGCCAGUACUGAUGUAAAGAAACUGACAGAAGAUGAGAAGAUCAACCUGUCAUUCUUUGUCAUUCCAAUGAUAUUUGAUGGCUGCGACAAAAAGAAAACUGGUGGCAGAUUUGGGCCAAAGGAAACAAUGAAAGCCUUUAUUGAUGUACAACUGGAUAUUGUGCACAUGCCAACGUACUUAGAAAAAAUUGACGCGACAAAACAUCCUCAGCCAUUCCUGCUCGUCCUGUACAGUGAAUCAGUGCUAAAACCUUCCAGUGUAUUUGUGAUUAUUGAGAAGAACACAAUUCCGCAACCAUCCCUACUGAAGGCCAUAGAUGUCUGCUAUAAGGCUCACUUCAUACUCGACUGUAAAUACCAGCAACUUUGCACAAGUGUGUGGAAAUUCUUUGAGAGGUAUAUUUUCAACCAGCCUGGAAUUCCAACAAACAAAGACAGUCCAACUCUAAGAGCCCUGAGGGCAUUUUUGGCUUUCCGAAAUUUUCCAUGAAAGCUUCCCAGAUUGACCAUGGGCUGUUUGACAUUUUGUUGUUUACCUAUUCAUUCAUUCCUUGUUACAGUGCAGACUCAUUAAUGGUCAUGACAUUUGCCUUGUUUAGAAUCGUAUGACUGUCAAGAAAUUAGAUAGUAAGACUAUGGGGGGAAAACAUGGUUGUUCUUUGACAGGUUACUUAAUCUUUCAAACCUCUAUUUGCUUUCAAACUUAAAAGAAACAAACAAUACUACAAAAAUCAUGACAGUUAAAACUAGUUGAAUGCAAUUGAAAGAUGUAUUAAUUUAUUUUUUGUUUCUCUUACUGGAAACAAACUCUUAUAGUGUUAUGUAUAAAGUAUCUCAAUCAUACAUUUUUGUAAAACAAGGGCAGACUUUGCAGAAUUGUGUGGAAGAUCUUUGAGAGGUGUAUUUUCAACCAACCUGGACUUCCAACAAACAAAGACAGUCCAACUCUAGUACAGGCCUGAGAGCCUUUUUGACUUUCCGAAAUCUUCCAUGAAAUUUUCCCAUCUCAAUCAUGUUUUGUUUAAAACAAAGGCAGAGCUUGGGGAAUAAGGGGUUUGCCCUUUACCAACACUUUGAAAUUAACCCGGCUGUAAUAAAAUACAUGCCCCUAGAUGGACCCCCUUCUGAAAACUCCUGAAUCCGCCUAUGUUAAGGGGUGAUAAUUCAAACUGUUUAUAUUUUAUAUUUAAAAUAAUAACAGACAUCAACAACACCACUACCUCAAGAUUUUAAUUAAGAAGCAAGUGUAAAACAUUGUUUUCAACUUAACAAAGUCUGACUAUGUUGUACACCAAGUUGAUAAUAUGAUUAUCGUUUUUUAUGAAGAACAAACCCUGAAUAUUAUGUUUACUACUCGUUGUAUUCAACUCGUUUAAUUUACACACUGUAGUGCUUGUUAGCAAACUUGUUUAAAGAUAAGUUCUGUACUUUGAUUAAUUUAUGUAGACUAUUCCGAGUGUUGUCGGCAAAGUAACACAAAUUGACACAACUCGACACUUAACAUUCAGUUUAUUUGCGUUUUUCCAAAGGUUCACGAAAGAAGUCUAUUGGCGAGUUAUUUUUGACAUACGUUUUAUUAGUGCACAGUUGUCUUUAAAAAAAAGGGCAUUACAAGCAAGUUUCCCAAAGGUUUAAUUUUGAUAAACUAAAAUUUGUUUGUUAACGAAAGUCUUUUGCAAUUUUUAGGUUACUUUUAGUCAAGUUUAUUUAUUAAGCCAAAUUGUUACUGUUCAGAAACAAAAAGAAAGGCAAGGCAAGCAAGCACCAGUUGUUUGAGAUUUGUUUAUAUUUUUAUUGGCAUGUUAUUUAAUACAAGUUGUUGUGCCAUUUUUGAGAAACAAACAAAAAGAAAGUAAAAACAAGCAAGUGUGUGUUUCAAAAGCUUUAACUUCGGUAAUUAUAAGAUUAUGUGUGUGAAAGACAUUGCUGAAAGAGCAAGUUACAUCAUGUUCUAAUUGUUUUUAUAAAACAAAUGUUUUUUUAUAGAGCUAUUUACAAAUCAUUUUUUCACGAAUUUGUUUCGCAAAUAAUUUUUGAUCCUUGAAAAGCCUCACAUAUAUUUUACUGACUACUAAGUCUGUUUAUCAAAAGAAGGUCCUACCUUUGAGGUUGCUUAAAUUGUUGAAGCGUACUUUCAGUGCAGUUAAGAAAGUUCAAUAAAUAAAACAUAAACAAAGGAAUUGCAUUAACUGUUUAUUUUCUUUCCCAGCAUGUGUGUAAUUCAUUUAAAAUAUUCCAACAACAAUGGUUAAAAUAUUUACCAACAUUUGGUGGGAAAAGUGACCAAUUUAUGUACAGAAAUUUAAACGAACCCAAUAAUUGGAUACAGCAUUUACCAAUACAUGGUGGGAAAAGUGACCAAUAUGUGGUCAGAAAUUUAAACAAUCCCAAUAAUUGGAUACAGCAUUUACCAAUACAUGGUGGGAAAAGUGACCAAUAUGUGGACAGAAAUUUAAACAAUCCCAAUAAUUGGAUACAGCAUUUACCAAUACAUGGUGGGAAAAGUGACCAAUAUGUGGACAGAAAUUUAAACAAUCCCAAUAAUUGGAUACAACAUUUAC
Messenger RNA from Asterias rubens (European starfish), 2963 nucleotides. RefSeq lists its product as uncharacterized. The record is from RefSeq and is a predicted model, not a curated record. The transcript has 5 exons. Bases 167 to 892 code for a protein of 241 amino acids. Lineage: Eukaryota; Metazoa; Echinodermata; Asteroidea; Forcipulatida; Asteriidae.